CCAAUUGCUGGUGGCGAACAGGGACCAGUCAAUGGGGAAAGUCGCAGUCGGUGAAGGAGGGAUAUUGGGGAAAGAUGAUGAAAGAGGACUGAAGUCACACAUGGUUGACCGCUACGGAUUGCACCAUCAACCAGGCCGCGCAUUGGCUCGGCUACAGUGUCUCCGAGUUCGGCCCGCGCUCUUCUCCACCAGCUACCCCGGACGGAGCAGAACCUCCACUGCCAUGACUGACUGACUGUCGAGUACCGCCCAGCUGGAUUACCUCUCUGCUCUCGUAACAAU
Molecule: messenger RNA, 282 nt
Organism: Periconia digitata
Lineage: Eukaryota; Fungi; Ascomycota; Dothideomycetes; Pleosporales; Periconiaceae
Source: the annotation of a GenBank genome assembly